This is a messenger RNA of Salvelinus fontinalis (brook trout), 5656 nucleotides long. RefSeq names its product fibroblast growth factor receptor 3. Gene Ontology annotation, cellular component: membrane; signaling receptor complex. The transcript has 16 exons. NCBI's taxonomy places the organism in Eukaryota, Metazoa, Chordata, Actinopteri, Salmoniformes, Salmonidae. Bases 205 to 2349 code for a protein of 714 amino acids. Gene Ontology annotation, biological process: multicellular organism development; positive regulation of MAPK cascade; positive regulation of kinase activity. Gene Ontology annotation, molecular function: ATP binding; fibroblast growth factor binding; fibroblast growth factor receptor activity. The record is from RefSeq and is a predicted model, not a curated record.
CCUGUCUCUGUCCCUUAAGACUCUGUGUUCCUGGAGGACUAUGUGGUCUCUACUGGAGACACCCUGGAUCUGUCCUGUAACCCCGACGGCCCCGCCCAAGCUGUCCUCUGGUUCAAGGAUGGCAGCGGCCUGUUGCCUAGCAACCGGACGCGAGUGGACCAGAGGGUUCUACGCAUCAUCAACGUGUCUUACGAGGACUCCGGCAUGUACUCCUGCCACGUCACUCACGACAACAACCUGCUCAGCAACUACACAAUCAGAGUGACAGAUUCCAUGUCUUCUGGAGAUGAUGAAGACCAUGAUGAAGACUUGGAUGAUACAGAAGGCCCGUAUUGGACCAGACCGGACCGCAUGGAGAAGAAGCUCCUCGCUAUCCCAGCAGCCAAUACUGUCAAAUUCCGGUGCGCUGCCGCCGGAAAUCCAACACCCUCCAUCCAUUGGCUGAAGAAUGGGAAGGAGUUUAAAGGUGAACAGAGGAUGGGCGGGAUCAAGCUAAGACACCAGCAGUGGAGUCUGGUGAUGGAGAGUGCUGUCCCUUCAGACCGAGGGAACUACACCUGUGUUGUAGAGAACAAGUACGGCACCAUCACCCACAGCUACCAGCUAGACGUGCUAGAGCGCUCCCCUCACAGGCCCAUCCUCCAGGCAGGUCUUCCAGCCAAUCAGACAGUAGUAUUGGGAAGUGAUGUGGAGUUCCACUGUAAAGUGUACAGCGAUGCCCAGCCUCACAUCCAGUGGUUGAAGCACAUCGAGGUGAAUGGAUCCCGGUACGGACCCGACGGUGUCCCAUACGUCAACAUACUCAAGACGGCUGGUAUAAACACUACGGAUAAGGAACUAGAGAGCCUCUUCCUUACCAAUGUGUCUUUAGAGGAUGCAGGAGAGUAUACUUGUCUAGCAGGGAACUCUAUUGGGUACGCUUACCACUCUGCUUGGCUCACCGUGCUCCCAGCGCUGGACGAUGGUGACAAGGAGGAUGACUAUGCUGACAUCCUGAUCUACGUGACGGGCUGCGUGCUCUUCAUCCUGGCCGUCGUCAUCAUCAUCCUGUGUCGUAUGAGGAUGUCUACCCAGAAGACCCUGCCCUCCCCGCCCAUCCAGAAACUCUCCAAGUUCCCCUUAAAGAGACAGCAGGUUUCCUUGGAGUCUAACUCCUCCAUGAACUCCAACACACCAUUGGUCAGGAUCGCCCGCCUGUCAUCCAGCGAUGGACCAAUGCUGACCAACGUCUCGGAGCUGGAGCUUCCGUCAGACCCCAAAUGGGAGUUCUCUAGGACCCGGCUAACGCUGGGUAAACCUCUGGGAGAAGGCUGCUUCGGUCAGGUGGUAAUGGCGGAGGCCGUGGGGAUCGACAAGGAGAAACCCAACAAACCCCUCGACGUCGCUGUGAAGAUGCUCAAAGACGACGCCACAGAUAAGGACCUGUCAGACCUGGUCUCAGAGAUGGAGAUGAUGAAGAUGAUUGGAAAACACAAAAACAUCCUCAACCUGCUGGGAGCUUGUACACAGGAUGGUCCCCUGUACGUACUGGUGGAGUACGCGUCUAAAGGGAACCUGAGGGAGUACCUGAGAGCCCGUCGGCCCCCGGGGACGGACUACUCCUUCGACACAUGUAAGAUCCCUGACGAGCAGCUCACCUUUAAAGACCUGGUGUCCUGUGCCUACCAGGUGGCUCGCGGCAUGGAGUAUCUGGCAUCACAGAAGUGUAUCCAUAGAGAUCUGGCAGCCAGGAACGUCCUGGUAACCGAGGAGAACGUGAUGAAGAUCGCAGACUUCGGUCUGGCCAGAGAUGUGCACAACAUAGACUACUACAAGAAGACUACCAACGGUCGUCUACCCGUGAAAUGGAUGGCUCCAGAGGCUCUGUUCGACCGUGUCUACACGCACCAGAGCGAUGUGUGGUCGUAUGGGGUGCUGCUCUGGGAGAUCUUCACCCUGGGAGGGUCCCCGUAUCCCGGCAUCCCUGUAGAGGAGCUGUUCAAACUGCUAAAGGAGGGCCACCGCAUGGACAAACCUGCCAACUGCACACAUGAACUAUAUAUGAUCAUGAGGGAGUGCUGGCACGCUGUUCCAUCUCAGAGGCCGACCUUCAGGCAGCUGGUGGAAGACCAUGACAGGGUUCUAUCCUUGACCUCCAUGGACGAUUACCUGGACCUGUCUGUUCCGUUUGAGCAGUACUCUCCAACCUGCCAAGACUCCAGCAGCACCUGUUCCUCAGGAGAUGACUCUGUGUUCUCCCACGACCCCCUCCCCAUGACCCCCUCCCUGACCAACUCUGCCCUCCCACCACCCCCUUCUCACGACCCCCUCCCUGAACAACCCUGCCUCCCCAAAAUGAGGGGGGAAUAACCUAGUCAAACUGCUGCAGAUUUACAUGGGAAUCAGGACAUAGAUCUAUAGGGCUGGAUGGGGAGACGGGGGGUUAACAUCAAGAGGGGGGACAACGAUCCCCUAAAGACAUCUGGGGAGGGGGACAGGGGGGGACUCCCCCGAGACACCUCUCAGCGUCAUACUUUGAGCCUCCUACAGAUAUGGGAAAGAGAACAUGCAGAACAUCCUCAAACGGACGUUUUAAGAAUCUUUGCAUUGAAGGUUGGGCAAUUUUUUGCCGCCAAAACCUCUUUUUUUUUUCUUUUUAAAAUGAAAAUGUAUAUUUUUUUGUACUUGGCCAGUCUUUAGUUAUUGACAAUCCGAAAGGUCAAACCAUCCAGUGCCUACAAGAACCUAACUCUAUCCCACAGGACUGGGAGGAGAUUGACACAAGGACAUGGACACCAUUAACCAGGGAGGCAGGGCAUCUAUAACGCCAUUGGCCAGGGAGGCAGGGCAUCUAUAACGCCAUUGGCCAGGGAGGCAGGGUAUCUAUAACGCCAUUGGCCAGGGAGGCAGGGUAUCUAUGAUGCCAUUGGCCAGGGAGGCAGGGUAUCUAUAACGCCAUUGGCCAGGGAGGCAGGGUAUCUAUAACGCCAUUGGCCAGGGAGGCAGGGUAUCUAUAACGCCAUUGGCCAGGGUGGCAGGGUAUCUAUAACGCCAUUGGCCAGGGAGGCAGGGUAUCUAUAACGCCAUUGGCCAGGGAGGCAGAGUAUCUAUAACGCCAUUGGCCAGGGAGGCAGGGUAUCUAUAACGCCAUUGGCCAGGGAGGCAGGGUAUCUAUAACGCCAUUGGCCAGGGAGGCAGGGUAUCUAUAACGCCAUUGGCCAGGGAGGCAGGGUAUCUAUAACGCCAUUGGCAAAAAUAAAGCAGGGUAUCUAUAACGCCAUUGGCCAGGGAGGCAUGGUAUCUAUAACGCCAUUGGCCACGAAAGCAGGGAAUCUAUAACGCCAUUGGCUAGGGAGGCAGGGCAUCUAUAACAUCAUUGGCCAGGGAGGCAGGGUAUCUAUAACGCCAUUGGCUAGGGAGGCAGGGCAUCUAUAACAUCAUUGGCCAGGGAGGCUGGGUCUAUUUACCUCUCCUCAGGGGAGCAUGGAGUACACAGGAACUCGUUUUUGCAAAUGUGCAGCAUACCAGCAGAACCAGAAUCAACAAAAUGAUGUGACUAGUUCUUCCAAUAACAGUUAGUGCUUUACUCCAAGAUCCCUCACCUCUGUUGAAUCAUCUCAACCAUCACGCAACAGAAGUAUUUAACAACGGGACUACAAUACAACAAUCUGAACCAGGACUGUAAGCACAGAAGUCUCUGCUGUUUGAAACUCUGAUGGGAACCAAGCUGCAGUCAGACCCUUCAACAGGAGGGGAAUAUAGAACCAGUCUCUCUGAUGGGAACCAAGCUGCAGACAGACCCUUCAACAGGAGGGGAAUAUAGAACCAGUCUCUCUGAUGGGAACCAAGCUGCAGACAGACCCUUCAACAGGAGGGGAAUAUAGAACCAGUCUCUCUGAUGGGAACCAAGCUGCAGUCAGACCGUUCAACAGGAGGGGAAUAUAGAACCAGUCUCUCUGAUGGGAACCAAGCUGCAGUCAGACCCUUCAACAGGAGGGGAAUAUAGAACCAGUCUCUCUGAUGGGAACCAAGCUGCAGACAGACCCUUCAACAGGAGGGGAAUAUAGAACCAGUCUCUCUGAUGGGAACCAAGCUGCAGUCAGACCGUUCAACAGGAGGGGAAUAUAGAACCAGUCUCUCUGAUGGGAACCAAGCUGCAGACAGACCCUUCAACAGGAGGGGAAUAUAGAACCAGUCUCUCUGAUGGGAACCAAGCUGCAGUCAGACCCUUCAACAGGAGGGGAAUAUAGAACCAGUCUCUCUGAUGGGAACCAAGCUGCAGUCAGACCCUUCAACAGGAGGGGAAUAUAGAACCAGUCUCUCUGAUGGGAACCAAGCUGCAGUCAGACCCUUCAACAGGAGGGGAAUAUAGAACCAGUCUCUCUGAUGGGAACCAAGCUGCAGUCAGACCCUUCAACAGGAGGGGAAUAUAGAACCAGUCUCUCUGAUGGGAACCAAGCUGCAGUCAGACCCUUCAACAGGAGGGGAAUAUAGAACCAGUCUCUCUGAUGGGAACCAAGCUGCAGCCAGACCCGUCAACAGGAGGGGAAUAUAGAACCAGUCUCUCUGAUGGGAACCAAGCUGCAGUCAGACCCUUCAACAGGAGGGGAAUAUAGAACCAGUCUCUCUGAUGGGAACCAAGCUGCAGUCAGACCGUUCAACAGGAGGGAACUAUAGAACCAGUCUCUCUGAUGGGAACCAAGCUGCAGUCAGACCCUUCAACAGGAGGGGAAUAUAGAACCAGUCUCUCUGAUGGGAACCAAGCUGCAGUCAGACCCUUCAACAGGAGGGGAACUAUAGAACCAGUAUCUCUGAAGGGAACCAAGCUGCAGUCAGACCCUUCAACAGGAGGGGAAUAUAGAACCAGUCUCUCUGAUGGGAACCAAGCUGCAGUCAGACCGUUCAACAGGAGGGGAAUAUAGAACCAGUCUCUCUGAUGGGAACCAAGCUGCAGUCAGACCCUUCAACAGGAGGGGAAUAUAGAACCAGUCUCUCUGAUGGGAACCAAGCUGCAGUCAGACCCUUCAACAGGAGGGGAACUAUAGAACCAGUCUCUCUGAUGGGAACCAAGCUGCAGUCAGACCCUUCAACAGGAGGGGAAUAUAGAACCAGUCUCUCUGAUGGGAACCAAGCUGCAGACAGACCCUUCAACAGGAGGGAAAUAUAAUCGGGGUUGUUUCUAUGUAUCUUUAAAAAGUUUUAAAUUGUAAAUAUAUAAAUGCAAAUAUGUAUCAUAUUGCUGUCAACAGCCAUGUACUUAAAAUGAGAUUUUUUUUCUUCUAAAAUAUUGUUUUAGAAUCAAAGCAUUGCAAUCUAGAAUACACUGUCAUGAUCAAGUAAUAAUUUAAAGUGAUAGAAAAGGUUUAUUUGAAUGAUCAACAUGUGUAUUUGUAAAGAUAUGUGUAGACUUAACAUGUAGGUCAUAAGUUAGAACAAUCUUGUUCAGGAUUUAGUACUGUAAGCAAAUAUGGUUUAUUUAUUUUUCUGUAACUUAUUUUACAGCAGAACAACAUUAUCUUCACAACUGGCAGAUUUUAUUUCUCUUGUUUUUUCAUCCAUCUUGUUUUGUUUACAGUAAAAAAAAAGAAAAAAAAUGAAUGUAUGAAAGAUUUACAGCAAUUUUAAUGAGCAGAGCAGGACAAGCAAACUGAGUUUGAUUAAAUGUAAAGGAGUGAAA